AUACCGCAUACCACCACCAUAAGAGGCUGCUAAACCAACUUUUCAAUUCAAUAUGCCCGGUUUUUAUCAACUUGUUCUUAUGACUGUAGGACGUCACCAACUAAUAAAUAUAAUCCUGCGUUUUUAUCUGAAUUGCGCGAAAGUUAAAAAGGUCACAAUGACGCCAUAGUCUGCACAGGUGAAUAGUGCAGAGAACGGAUUGCAUGACUGGCAUUUCUCUGUUCUCGGUCUUGUCGUGGAGUCUCUGAACCUGGCGCUACUUUUCUGCUGCAGCAAAUAAGGGUGGGAGACUUUGGCUGCUAAGCAACAGUGAAUUCUGAUUUGGCUUGGUGGGGGCAGCAAUCUGACCAGGAGGAGGCGUGUGUAUGUGUGGGUGCGCACUGGAAGUGUGUGUCGUGGAGAGAGUUGAGGAGAGCUGCUGCUGCUGGCAUGAGGUGCUCAUGAGGUUUGCAGAGGAGGAGCCCUGAAGAGUAUGGACUCCACUCCAGUGACUGAACUAAAGGGUCAGUUGAAGGGGCCUUAGAAUGGGACCACUCCUCACUUCCUCACUUGUCCGAAAGUGCACUUCAAUAUCUACCUCUCAGUGACUCCUAGGCCUAUAGUGACGGCUGACUACUUAUCACUGGUAUUGCGCUGAUCUGAGUCAGCUUUAAUCAAUGAAAACCUUGCUCAGUAGACGUCUGCCUACAUAGGUAAACAGUUGUAAGCAUGGAGUUCUCCGUGGUUUGACCUUGUUUUGAGGUCUUUAGCAGUUAGCGACAUCAGCUUUCCCCACACACUCCCGGAGACCAGAGAUGAGUGUGUCUCAGCCCGGGGAACGCGUCCCCGUCGGGGGCAUGAAUGGCUCCGGAAUGAGGCUCCCCCUCCUCCGCACCGGCGACCAAAAUGGCAAUGCUUUCCCUGUCUCCUCUUCCUCCUCCUCUUCCUCCCCAGACUCCCUGCAGAGUCUGAGCAGCCUGGACGUCGACAUGGAAUGUGUGAUGUCGACCCAAAUCAAAAUGGCCGCUAUCUCACCAGCUGGGGAACUGCCUCAGACUGAGUUCUCUGAAUCCAACGACAACUCGGUGUCCGUCUACCUGGACGCUGAUGAGGACUCCUGGAACGACAACCUGACCCUCGCCAUGAGCAUUGCUGGGAUACGGGAGCAUAGUAACGGUAGCCAAGGUGAUCUUCAUGACAACGUUAGCAGUGUGGCGAGCAACAGCGGUGGGAGAAGGGACUCUUCCCCGGACUCGGCGGCCACAGAGAUCCCAGGUGACGAGGGUGAUGUUGAAGAUGAUGAGGAAGGGUUUUUCCUGUCGGUGAGCUCGGACAUGGUGAUGAGGAGAAUCAGCCUGAUCGACUCGGAGCGCCGCCCCAGCAGCGGGGUGUCCAUCCUAGAGGACUCGGACACGGCCUCCCCCUUCACCACGGCUCCCAUCCAGGCUCCACUCUCCGCCCCAUUGCCUGACCUCUGUAAGGGCCUUGAGGGGAGGAAGAGACCUCAUGCUGGGACCAUCACCAUGGAACUCCAGAACCUCCAGACUGGGGCUAGCAGCUCACCGGGUCUGCCCGAUAGACAGGCACUUCAGGUGGGGGUGGAUCUGCCCGAGGAGGGCUGCACUCUGGAUGUUCUCCCCAUGGUGGAGGCAGUGGACACCGAGCCUAUUGUGGCACUAGAGGUUAUUCUCAGUGAAACUAUAGUGUCUCCAGAUUCUGAAGGCUUCACUGUAGUCUCCCAGACCUCCACCUCAGUACAAGUCUCCAAGGGUGUGGAUUUGGCAGUGUCCCCCUUUACCGUUCCCCAGUCUCCAAACAAAGGGUCCAAAGGUGCGAGCCCUGCUUUCCGCAAGACCAAGGAACACCCGUGUGCAACUCUGGUCAAACCGAACGCCGCCAUCGCCAAGACAGCGGUCACCACGACAUCCAAACCUGGUAGGACGGACAUCAAGAGGUUCCCCAAACCCGACCUGAAGAACGCAAGUCUAAGGUCAUGUCCAGGCCCGCCUCUACAACCAGAACAGCCAAUCAGACGCAGGGAAAAACUGCUCCGGCCAAUGAAAAGAAAGCCCCAGACGGAGUCAAAAGGCAAAGGUCGUCUUUGGGUCAAACUAAAGUAGCUUCGCUGAAGCCGAGCCCCAAACCCAGACCCAAUCAAAACACAGAGCCCAGAGUCUCUAACCAAUCUGAGAAGAGGAAGAAGGGCACUUUAGUCAAUGGCAUUCGCUCCACCUCCAGCAGCUCUCUGGGUUCAGAGUUGGCUGUGGAU
Molecule: messenger RNA, 2248 nt
Organism: Oncorhynchus keta (chum salmon)
Lineage: Eukaryota; Metazoa; Chordata; Actinopteri; Salmoniformes; Salmonidae
Exons: 4
Coding region: 795-2099 (434 amino acids)
Source: RefSeq, a predicted model, not a curated record